CAAAGACUCAUUGUCUGUGCUUCAGUUCCUCUCUCUCUCUCUCUCUCUCUCUCUCUCUGUCUCUCUCUCUCUCUCAUUCUCUCUUCUCUCUCUUUGAUUUCCAAGGCACCGUAAUCAUUCGUCACAGUGAGAGAGUAGAAGAAGAAGAACCAUUGAUCCUCCACACACACACAGAAAAACCAAAACCAACAAAAUCUUCAGCUCUCAUUGUGUUUUGUGUUGCAAGCAAGCAACCAAAACGACACUCAUUUCUCGGGAUUCUUUGUCCCUCUCUUCAUUCAACACUGCUCCUGUUCUUAAUUCUCUUCAAUCAAACAAAGAGGCUUGCAAUCUCUCAACUGGACCUGGUUUCUCUAAAUGGUUUCUGGGUGUGUUUGAACUUUGAAGUAAGUGUUAAUAUCAUUAAUAGUUGAAGGUUGAAGUUCUGUUGUUCUUUGUGUGGAGCUUUUUUUUGGUUUGGUCAGAGAAUGUCCAGGCCUCUACAUCGAGGUGUGUCUGGAUUUCGUGUCCCUGACAGUAGCAAUGACUUGUGGGACUCUCAAUCCAAAGAUAAACCAGAAAGAGAAGAUUUUGAUAAGAGGGGUUCUUCAGAUCAUAGCCCUCUAGCACUGAAAUUUCCUUUGAAGGUUCUUUUUUCUGAUAAUAACAACAAUUCUCCUUCCAAAUAUGGCAAUGGAAUCACUGAGAAUGGUUUUUCAUCUGAUCCAUUCUUUGUUGGAUCGCCAAGAACCCGGGUUAAGUUGAUGCUGCUUUCAUUGAAGAUUAGUUUAGUGUUUAUAGUUGUUCUUGCUCUUGUUGGAUCUUUUUGGUGGACCCUAUCUAUGUCAUCCUCAUCAAGAGGUAGAGUUUACCAUGGUUAUAGAAGGCUCCAGGAGAAGCUGGUUACAGACCUGUUGGAUGUUGGUGAGUUAUCUCAUGGCUCCUCCAAGGUGAAAGAAUUGGAAUUCUGUUCUCCUGAGCUGGAAAAUUUUGUUCCUUGCUUUAAUGUUUCUGAUAAUUUAGCUUCUGGUGGCAACGAGUUGGACCGGAAAUGUGACGGCGAGCUCAGGCAAAGUUGUUUGGUCCUCCCACCUGUGAAUUACAAAAUUCCUCUUAGGUGGCCUACUGGAAGAGAUGUUAUCUGGAUUGCUAAUGUGAAAAUCACUGCACAGGAGGUUCUUUCUUCUGGAAGCUUGACCAAGAGAAUGAUGAUGCUGGAUGAAGAGCAAAUUUCGUUUCGUUCAGCCUCUCUUAUGUUUGAUGGUGUUGAAGACUACUCACAUCAAAUCGCGGAAAUGAUUGGACUUAGAAAUGAAUCUUACCUUAUACAAGCUGGGGUUCGAACCAUACUAGACAUAGGUUGUGGGUAUGGUAGCUUUGGAGCGCACCUUUAUCAAAGUCAACUUCUAACUAUGUGCAUUGCAAACUAUGAGCCUUCUGGCAGUCAAGUUCAGCUCACUCUCGAGAGGGGUCUUCCUGCUAUGAUUGCUUCAUUCACUUCAAAUCAGCUGCCAUAUUCAUCUCUGUCGUUUGAUAUGUUACAUUGUGCUAGAUGUAACAUUGAUUGGGACCAGAAAGAUGGACAUCUCUUGAUUGAAGCCGAUAGACUUUUAAGACCGGGUGGAUACUUUGUCUGGACAUCACCACUUACAAAUGCUCGCAACAAAGAGAAUCAGAAAAGGUGGAAGUUUGUGCAAGAUUUUACAGAAAAGCUUUGCUGGGAAAUGUUGUCACAGCAAGAUGAAACCGUUGUAUGGAAGAAAACUAGUAAAAAGAGUUGCUAUUCUUCAAGAAAGCCUGGUUCCGUCCUUCCUUUGUGUGGUAGAGGUCUUGAUGUGGAGUCUCCCUAUUAUCGCGAACUGCAAAAUUGCAUUGGAGGAACACAGAGCAGCCGUUGGGUUUCAAUUGAAAAAAGAGAAAGAUGGCCUUCUCAGGUUAACUUGAACAAGAACAACUUAGCAGCAUAUGGGUUACAGUCUGAUGAAUUAACUGAGGACUCUGACAUGUGGAGAACAGCAGUACAAAAUUAUUGGUCACUCCUUUCGCCUAUAAUAUUUUCUGAUCAUCCAAAGAGACCUGGUGAAGAGGACCCUUCACCGCCUUACAACAUGUUCAGAAAUGUGCUAGACAUGAAUGCUCAUUUUGGUGGCUUCAAUACUGCACUGUUGCAGGCUAGAAAGUCUGUGUGGGUCAUGAAUGUGGUCCCAAUAAGUGGACUGAACUAUCUUCCCUUGAUCCAGGACAGAGGUUUCGUCGGCGUUUUGCAUGAUUGGUGUGAGGCCUUUCCAACAUACCCGAGAACCUAUGACUUGGUGCAUGCAGCGGGACUUCUAUCUCUUGAGACGUCCCAGCAGCGCAGAUGCAACAUGCUUGAUAUGUUCAUUGAAAUUGACAGGUUGCUUCGCCCAGAGGGUUGGGUUAUAAUUCGCGACACAGUUCCUUUAAUAGAAUCCGCUAGAGCUCUAACAACACAGCUGAAGUGGGAUGCACGAGUUAUAGAAAUUGAAAGUGACAGCGAUCAGAAACUCCUGAUCUGCCAGAAACCUCUCAUCAAGAGACAUGCAAGCUACUAAUUAAUUGAAGGCCAGAAGCAAUUAGACCAUAAUAUACUACACAUAUAUACAUUUCCAUAAUGUUCGUCACUUCAUUUAUCAUCAUAAAAGCUCUGCCAUACAAAGUGGGGAUUGAAAAUUUUGAACAGAAAGGAAACAGAGAAAGCAAUAGAGGAAGCAGUGUUUCCUUGGCAAUGAUACCACACCACAUCUCCUAUGUAGCCACAAGGUGUGCAUAGGACCAUGUAAUUACCAAACAAGAAGCAAAGCAGCAGUUGGGAAAGAAUACUGGUAGAUUUACUUGUGUCUUGUUAUAGUUACACAAAAAACACAAAUAUUAAGAUUGGGAAGAUUAUAUGAUAGAAUAAGUUAUUGCUGGUUACUGUGGUGUAUAAAAAUGCUUAGGUAUCAGUUCCCCUUCUAUUAUAGAAUUAUUUUUCUGCUUUCAA
Lotus japonicus is the source of this 2980-nucleotide messenger RNA. Its product is annotated as probable pectin methyltransferase QUA2. The transcript is spliced from 9 exons. Gene Ontology annotation, cellular component: cytoplasm. The coding region runs from base 468 to 2552 and encodes 694 amino acids. NCBI's taxonomy places the organism in Eukaryota, Viridiplantae, Streptophyta, Magnoliopsida, Fabales, Fabaceae. Gene Ontology annotation, molecular function: methyltransferase activity. The record is from RefSeq and is a predicted model, not a curated record.